Egretta garzetta (little egret) is the source of this 1974-nucleotide messenger RNA. RefSeq names its product inositol polyphosphate-5-phosphatase J (gene INPP5J). Lineage: Eukaryota; Metazoa; Chordata; Aves; Pelecaniformes; Ardeidae. Gene Ontology annotation, cellular component: cytoplasm; plasma membrane; ruffle. Gene Ontology annotation, molecular function: phosphatidylinositol-3,4,5-trisphosphate 5-phosphatase activity; phosphatidylinositol-4,5-bisphosphate 5-phosphatase activity. Gene Ontology annotation, biological process: phosphatidylinositol dephosphorylation; negative regulation of peptidyl-serine phosphorylation. Bases 28 to 1974 code for a protein of 648 amino acids. The transcript is spliced from 11 exons. The record is from RefSeq and is a predicted model, not a curated record.
GUGGUCACCUGGAACGUGGGCACAGCCAUGCCCCCGAACGAUGUGACAUCCCUGCUGCACCUCAACACGGGCGAGACAAACGAUGCGGACAUGAUUGCCAUUGGGCUACAAGAGGUGAACUCUAAGAUAAACAAGCGCCUGAAGGAUGCCCUCUUCACAGAUCAGUGGAGUGAGCUCUUCAUGGAUGUACUGAGCCCCUUCCACUUUGUCCUGGUCAGCACAGUGCGGAUGCAAGGUGUGAUCCUACUGGUAUUUGCCAAGUACUACCACCUCCCUUUCCUGCAGGACAUCCAGACGGACUGCACGAGAACAGGACUGGGAGGCUACUGGGGCAACAAGGGUGGGGUGAGCAUCCGUCUCUCCAUCUUCGGCCAUAUGGUCUGCUUCCUGAACUGCCACCUGCCAGCACACCUGGAGAAGGCGGAGCAGCGCAAGGAGGACUUUGCCACCAUACUGCACAUGCAGCAGUUUGAGGGGCGUGCGGCCAGCGGCAUCCUGGACCAUGACCUUGUGUUCUGGUUUGGGGACCUCAACUUCCGCAUCGAGAGCCUCGACAUCCGCUUUGUGAAGUACGCCAUCGACAGCAACAUCCUGAGCCAGCUCUGGGAGAAGGACCAGGGAUUGACUGCGUGCUGGGGACGGAGAGGUCUUGGGGGCUUGCAGAGGGGUCUGGCCAUGGGGGCUGGUGUGCUCCCUAACCCAUUCUCUUUCCCACAGCUGAACAUUGCCAAGAGCACCUGGCCUGUCCUUAGCGGCUUUCAGGAGGGACCUCUGAACUUCCCACCCACCUUCAAGUUUGAUGUGGGCACCAACAAGUACGACAGCAGUGCCAAGAAGCGGAAACCUGCCUGGACUGACCGCAUCCUCUGGAAGAUCAAAACUCCCAGUGUUGGGCUUGGUGUGGGUGGGCGCCGGCCCAGCCAGGGUGUCCUGUCGGUGAGCCAGCUCUGCUACUGCAGCCACAUGGAGUACACUGUCAGCGACCACAAGCCAGUAGCUGCCCUCUUUGCAGUGCAGUUUGCUUCCAAGGCAGACAAGCCCCCGGUUGAGAUUUAUGUGGCUGAUGAAUGGAGCAGGCCUGAGCAAGCAGUUGUCAGGUACAAGAUGGCUGCUGCCUUCCACCGGAGCUCCUGGGACUGGAUAGGACUCUACCGGGUGGGCUUUCGGCAUCCUAAAGACUACGUGUCUUAUGUCUGGGCCAGGGGUGAUGAUGGAGAGCGCUGCCCAGAGAAGCCGCUGUGUGCACAGGUGAUGUUCUCAGAGGAGGCGCUGCCCAAGGGGAAGGGCGAGUACAUCCUUGGAUACUACAGCAACACCUCCAGCAGCAUCGCUGGUGUGACUGAGCCCUUCCAGAUCUCCUUGCCCAGAUCAGAAGAGGGCAGCAGCCCCACGGACAGCUCAGGCAGCAGCUCGGAAGAGGAGGAUGACAGCACACUUGUCCUGCUGGCCCCCAAAUCCCGUAGCCCCAGUCCAGGCAAGAUGAAACGGCACCGGAGCCGAAGCCCCAGCCUGGCCAAGUUCCAGGGCCUCAUCCUGCGGCCAUCGAGCCGGGACAGGGGUAUGAGCCGCAGCCCUUCACCCCAGAGCCGCCGAGGCCUUCCCGGGGACAUCCCCACCAUUCACCUGCCCCAGGAGGAGCCAGGGUGCCGUGGAGCCAAAGCCAAGGAGCCAGGGUGGGCAGCUGACAGCCAGGAGGGCAACUCCCUCUACCAGACUGUGUGGGAGCAGGGUGGGCCCCGGCGUGUUUCUAUAGACAGCCCCCUGGGGAGGGCUGACCCCCGAAACCUGGGCCUGCUGCCUGCACUCCGCCUGGAGAUGAUCGACCAGGCCAUGGGCCGGCGGAGGGAGAGCACGGACCAGGGUUACCCCUGCCAGAGGAUGAGCCCCACCAGCCCUCCAGGCUGUGGCACCUCCCCAAAGGAGGGUAGCAGCCCCCAGGAGCUGGACAGCCAUAGCUGUGCCAUGGGCCGCUGA